AUGCAGAAGGCGAUCUGCUACACGCGCUAUGGCGGCCCCGAGGCCACGUCCAUCGUCGACGUGCCGAAGCCUACGCCGCGCGCCGGCCAGGUGCUCAUCAAGACGGCGGCGGGCGGGCUCAACCCGCUCGACUACCGCGUUCGGUUGGGGGACACGCGCGCGCUGAUUCCGGCCACGUUUCCGUGGAUUGCGGGCCACGAGCUGUCGGGCACAGUUGCGGCACUAGGGGACGGCGUCACGACUUUUGCCGUCGGCGACGAGGUCAUGGUGCGCGUCGGGAAGCGCAAGGAGCACACCGGCGCGCUGGCGCAGUACGUCGCGCUGCCGGCUCGCAUCGUCGCGCGUACCCCGAAAAACCUCCCGCUCGUCGAGGCGGCAGGUAUCCCGCUUGCAGGCCUCACGGCCCUCCAGCUCCUCGACCACUUGGGGGUCACGGCCGGCGACCGGCUGCUGAUCACGGGCGGGGCGGGCGGUGUCGGCCUGUUCGCCAUCCAGCUCGCCAAGCUCCGCGGCGCGCAUGUGACGACCACGGCCUCGUCGGCGGGCGAAGUACUCGUUCGCAGUGUCGGCGCGGACGAGGUUAUCGACUACAAGGCUACCAAGCUUGCGGACAUUGGCACGCAGUUUGCCAAGGUGUUCGACUGUGCCGGCGGGGACAUGAACGACCUGCUCGCUGCCACGGCGGACGGGGGGCACAUCGCCACCAUCGCGGGCGAGCUGACCCCGAGUGUGCUCGCCGGCUUCGACGUGUCAACCUUCAAGCGAUACCUCGCCUCCGCGGUACUGUGGUACCGGAGCCGUGGCGUGGUUAACGCCGCCGCCGCAAGGGGCAUCCACUACCAGUUCUACUUUAUGCUCCCCGACGGCCGCCAGCUGCAGGAGCUCUCCGAUCUCGUGUCGGAGGGGAAGCUGCGCGUCGUGGUGGACUCGACAUACAAGUUUGAGGACUACGCCCAGGCAUUCGCGCGCCUCGAGAGCAAGCGGUCGAAGGGCAAGGUCGUGAUCGAGUUCCCGCCAGCGUGA
This is a messenger RNA of Vanrija pseudolonga, 1023 nucleotides long. RefSeq names its product NADP-dependent oxidoreductase domain containing protein. Bases 1 to 1023 code for a protein of 340 amino acids. Gene Ontology annotation, molecular function: oxidoreductase activity; zinc ion binding. Gene Ontology annotation, cellular component: mitochondrion. The transcript has a single exon. The record is from RefSeq and is a predicted model, not a curated record. NCBI's taxonomy places the organism in Eukaryota, Fungi, Basidiomycota, Tremellomycetes, Trichosporonales, Trichosporonaceae.